Messenger RNA from Mytilus trossulus (common blue mussel), 3706 nucleotides. RefSeq names its product basigin-like. The coding region runs from base 116 to 1255 and encodes 379 amino acids. NCBI's taxonomy places the organism in Eukaryota, Metazoa, Mollusca, Bivalvia, Mytilida, Mytilidae. The transcript is spliced from 7 exons. Gene Ontology annotation, biological process: axon guidance; dendrite self-avoidance; homophilic cell-cell adhesion. Gene Ontology annotation, molecular function: cell-cell adhesion mediator activity. Gene Ontology annotation, cellular component: axon; plasma membrane. The record is from RefSeq and is a predicted model, not a curated record.
CCUUAUCUAAUGUACGCAUGUCUGAAAUUUGUGACACAUGAUCAGAGGUCAAGGGCGUACAUCAAACCUGGAUUUAGACUGAGAAACUUGAUAACAAAACAAUUCAUUUUCCAGCAUGGACAGUGCUUUUUCUGCAUUGUGUUUGCUGUUAUUUGUAGGGACAGUGAUUUCUGGUGAAAUAAAAAUAAUUGAUAAUAUACCAUCACCAUACAGACUGAUAGCAGGAAGUCAGUUUUCAUUAACUUGUGAAUAUGAUGGAGGAAAUGUUCCAUCAAUGAUGUCAUUUGAAAGAGAUAACCAUCCGAUAGGCCCAGAGUUUGAUAAAAUGACCGAGACAGUUGGGAAUAAAGUGAUCAUGAAAAUAUCAUUGAACUCAUUAAACAGACCAGAUGGUGCACAGAUUGGUGAUGGGGGACAAUUUACUUGUAAAUAUGGAACAACAAACACUUUCACACAUACUGUUGAUAUAUUCGAAGUAACAGCAACAGAUGCAGUGGUACCUGUUAAAACAGAGAAGGACAAAAAAGAUAAAUCUGUGGAAUUAAAAUGUGAAACACAGUUUGCCAGUGUAACAACAUCACAUGAUAACAAAUACACCAUGGAAUGGUUCAAAGGUGGAAAACAAUUGUCUGAAUCAUUGGAGGGACUGUACACAAUAGACAAUAGUAGUCUGACAAUCAAGGCAGCUAAACGUACAGAUAUGGGAGAAUACCAGUGUGUGUUUGUAUUCACUGAUAACAAUGACAGAAUUAAUAAGACUGUUCUGUUGAAAGGAGCUCCUAUGAUUGACAAAACAUUUCCCCAGUCUAAGAAUCUUGUUCAAGGAGAUGAUUGGAAGAUCACAUGUAAGGUGACAGGAUUCCCUUACCCAGAAGUCCAUUGGUCUAAAGGAGAAAAGCCUCUUCCUGAUGACAAUAGAAUUCAUAUUGAAGAUGAUGGACCUUAUGUGGGUGCCAAGCUCCUCAUUUACAGCUUGACAUUUGAAGAUCAAGGAGACUAUGAAUGUUAUUCAAACACAACUGGUACCUUUAAUGGUACAUCUGCUAUCGUUAAAUUGAGGGUCAAAGAUCGUCUGGCUGCCUUGUGGCCAUUCCUUGGAAUUGUUGCUGAAGUCAUUAUUCUGUGCAUCAUUAUAUUUAUCUAUGAGAAGAAGAAGAGCAAAGAGAUGGAAGAUGAAGUAGACUCUCCUGCCACUGAUGAUGCUAAAGUUCAUAUAGACAGAGAUGAUGUCAGACAAAGAAACAACAGAGCCUAGAGAUCUACCUCCAUUCAUUCUUCAGUCAUUCCCAGAAUCUUUAAAUAGCCACUGAUACAUGGAUCUUGUAAACAUUCAUGACUACAAAAUUAUAAAUAUACUGAAUAUGCAUUACUGUUUUGGUGCAUGUAAACAUCAAGGAAAUAUACAUGUAUUUUUGCCUUUUUAAGCUUUUAUUAUAUUGUUAUGUUGAAGAUGAAGGAAAACCAGUUAUGAUCUCAUCAAUUUAUAUAUAGUGUGCUAUGAAAGGAGGGAUUCCCUGAAUUAUUAUGUAUAUGACAUUGCCAUUGUUAUAACACAAGACAGGGUGUGAUUUAAAUCAUACUUAUAUUGAUACACUAGAAAACACAUGUAUUCCUUUAGUGGUUUAAAUCUUAAGUUUUAUUUUAUUUUUUCUUGAUGAAGGGCUAAAGCCACAGAUGUAAAAAUACAUCCAUUUGAAUAUUUAUCAUGCUUUAUUAUCAUUUGUGUAAACAUAGCCAAAAUUCAUAGCUGUAUAAGACAAACACUUGUACUUUCUAAGUGUAUAAGUUUGGUUUUUUUGAAGAAAAAAAAUAAAUCUUUCUGACAAUAACACAAGUCAAGGACAUCAGCACUCCUACUUUAUAUACACAUGAACUUUGAUUGUGUUUACAUAAAUCAUUUUUAUAGACAUUCAAAUUGAAUUUGUUUGUUUAUACUUAAUCAUGUUUACUAUUUUUACAUAAAACAUCAUUGAAAUGUAAAUAUAUUGUUACACGCUUUUUAAAUUUUUGUUUAAUUACAACCUCUUUGAAGAAGAUGCUAUAUUCAGCUUUUGAAAAAAGAAACAUUUAUUGGUAAAAAUGUAUAACUUGGAGAGCGGUUAUCCACAUUUAAAAAAAAAGUUCUUUGAGGGUAUUCUUAAAAGAGGUGCACUGAUUAAUGUCCUUUUAUAUAUUAACAAAGUGACUCGGAUGUGAAGAGUGUAUUAUUGAAUGUGUAUAUUUUUUAUUAUUAUUUCAAGAUUGAAUGGUUGUUAGAGAGAAAAAAAUAUAACCAGAUAAAUGUAUGUAGCUAAAUGAAGAAGAGGAAAACGAAUAUUGUUAGAACUCUCUGAUAAUAUAUGUUAUAUUUUUUUGUGUUUAAGGCAUAAGUAAAUAAUAUAUAAUAACUUUUUAUGGCAGAUAGUGCUUGUUUUGAAAUCAACAAUGAAUUAGAAAAAUAAACAAAACAAUACUGAUACUGAUUUAUUGUGUUACAGAAACUGUCAUAAUCUAUUUUCGGAAAAUUUGAGUCAGACCUGGUUAUGUACAUUAUUUUUGUAAUGUUUUAUAACCAAGCUUGAGGUUCACAAUACUAUUUAACAGUGCAAGGUAUAUACCAUUUAACAAUGCAGAGAGAACAAUAAAUUGAUUGCGAAGUCUGUAUGACCCCUAUAGGUAUAUUUUAUAUUCAUAUUUUAUUAGCAUUUUUAAGAUUGUGUCUCUCUGCCUUUACAUCAUUCAGAUGCCAUUUGACAGUGUGUAAAUAUUUUAUUGCUUAUGAUUUUAAUAAAUGUGAGUUCAAUUAAGUCUUUGAGACAUUUGCAAUAUCUGAUUUGUGUGAGAGUGUAAGAAAGUAUUUCUUUAUUUUUAUGUUGUCUGUGUUUUAUAAAAAAAGAAAAGGUACUUCAACAUUGUAAUAAAGUAACACUUUCUAAAUGGUUUUUUUUUUAAGUUUUAAAAAAAGUACUUUAAAUAUUACAGGCUUGAAAUAAAUGCUGGGAUGUAAAUUUUCUCAUGGCUGGCAGAUAAAACAAAAAUGAAGAAUAAAUGAAUGACUAAAAUUCAUUAAUUAUUCAGGACAAAUUUUAUUGUUUAUUUAAAAGUAAAAUGAAUUGAAUGUUCAAUUUAAUCAUAGUUUAUUCAUCUGACUGAUUUAAAUUCUUUGAUUUUUUUAAGUCAUGAUGUUGUUACAAGUAAGUGCUAUUUCAAUGAUAAAUUUUAGUUUAUUCGUGCAAUGUUCUCACAUGUAUAGUGUAGUCAUUAUUAUAUAGGGCAGUUUAUGGGUGUAUAUUAGGUUGGUUUUAUAUAAAGAUAUGAGGGUGAAUGAGACAUGUUAUUUUGUACCUUGUAAAUAUAUAUUGGUUGAAAAAGUGUAUUAAUUACCUUUAUGUGAAUAUUUGAUAAAGAAAUAUUAAAUAUUGAUUUAACUAAACAUCUGAUGGAUUAAAAUUUUAGAUCUGUUGUUUUUUUUAAAUAUUUUUUGGAAAAUUUCUUACGAUAUAAAGUUUGUUUCUAAAUUUCAUUUAUUAUGCCUACGGUUAAAACCUACAAGAAAUUAAAUAGCACAGUAUAUUUUGUUUAUAUGUGUUGAACUGGACCUGUUCUUGUAUUAAUAUUGUAUUGCUAUAAUUAUUCAGAAUUUGCUUUAGAAUUAAUGAGUACAUGACUAUGAAUUAUUUAAGGGAUGUUAAUUGUGAUAAUAUCAAUAAACUGAAUGUACCCACAC